This is a messenger RNA of Cladophialophora carrionii CBS 160.54, 477 nucleotides long. RefSeq lists its product as uncharacterized. Lineage: Eukaryota; Fungi; Ascomycota; Eurotiomycetes; Chaetothyriales; Herpotrichiellaceae. The coding region runs from base 1 to 477 and encodes 158 amino acids. The record is from RefSeq and is a predicted model, not a curated record. The transcript has 2 exons.
AUGCCCACCUCCCGCUCCCCUUACUUGUACUACAUUGCCCGUGCCUCCGGCCUCUUCGCCGCCGGUCUGGGCAUCAACGCCCUGCUGAACCCUCGCGGCGCGCUCGCAAUGUGGGGAUUCCCGCACCCGGGUGCCGUCGCCUCAUCCACGGACGAUCAGUCCUCCGGGUCGGAUUCGCAGCCCGCAGUCGCUGACGUCGACAUCACGAAAAUCAUCGACACCCCCGAAGGCCGCCUCGCCGAAUCGCUCAUGAUGCUAUACGGCUCGAGAACGCUCGUGCUGGGCGUGGGCCUCUUGUCCACGAGUUUCUGGGGCAGUCACAGGGCGUGUACGGCCUUGGUGUGGAGCGCGACGGGCGUCGCCCUGGUGGACGGGUUUGUGAGUAAGCGCCAGAUUGGAGGCGGGGAGUGGAAUCACUGGGGGUUUAUUCCGUUUGGAGUGGUCGUGGGCAGCUUGAUGAGCGGGAUUGCGGACUAA